This is a messenger RNA of Prorocentrum cordatum, 2136 nucleotides long. The record is from the annotation of a GenBank genome assembly. NCBI's taxonomy places the organism in Eukaryota, Dinophyceae, Prorocentrales, Prorocentraceae.
AUGACGCACAUGUUGUAUUGGCUGGAGAAGAAAGCUAGAGACAUCAAGCCAACACUGCGGAGGGACGUAUUCAAUGUUGAGCAGCCGAUGGUCACGUCAGUUCUCCAAGAUAUGGUGUUCACCAAGGUGGACGAGAUAGAGGGCGAGUUCUACAAGCUGUUCAGUGAUGAAGCCUACGCCGACGCGACGAAGCGGGGUCAAGUAUGGGAGUUUGCAUCCGCAGGAGAGCUUGACUUAGCCAAGACCCGAGCUUCGUGCAUCCAGCUUGCGCUCCAAGAAGCCGCCGACUUCCACAUGCGCUUCGCGAUUGAGGUCGGGCGCUAUCCCUUGAGAUUGUUCUGGAUGACGCGCCGUUCCCACGACUACGCCUGCAACGCCAGAAGGACUAUCAGCAAGGAGCUUCUAGACAUUGCCCAGGACGAGGAGCAACGAGGAACGACGCCGUGGAAGAUUGGGAAGCGUUGUGCAAGGGAGCUCCAGAUCUGUUCUGAGAGUGGCACGUUGCCUUACGACCUGUGGUUAUUGUUCGUGGCGAUGGCUCGCAUGCUCGCGCCUGACACGCAAGAAAUAGAAGGCCUCAAUUCGAUUGUCAAGGUUAUCCUCCGAAGGGCCCCUGCCAUCGGCCUCGUGCUCUUGUCCGCGCGUCUGACGCUAAAGAAGGAGCUUGCCCGUCUACGGCCCACGCCUCAGUCACAGGAAGAUGUCGUUCGCAAAUGUCUGCAGGGCCACGAUGACGCCAAGGCUGCGCUGCGAGAUGCGACUCGUUUCGAAGCUUACCUCUACUUGGGGGCGGUCCCGGCGAAGCAUCUACAUGCGAUCGAAGAUUGUGACGGGGAGAAGGACACGGUCGAGUUGAUUAUCCCAUUGGAAACUUCUUCUCUCAAGGACCUCAGCUUCGACAUGCGCACUGCCAUGGUAGAGCGCGGCGUCGCAGGGCCGACUGCGCUGAAGGUCGUGCGAGUCACGUGGUCUUUCGAGUCGAUGCGCAAAGCUGGCGCGAACUUAAGGGCGUUCAUGGCAGGCCCCCCUACGCCGAUCAGUGGCAUGUGCACUUGCGCUCGUGGCGGCCAUUCUGCCGCCGCCGACGCUGAGUGGGUUGACGCCUUGCGCGAGGCCCUGUUCCGCGAUGAUCCUGAAGCUGCAAGCGGGGGCGAUCAGGGCGAUCAGGGCGGGGAGGGCUCGGUCAUUGAGAAGGUCGUCGGCGCCAAGGGUCAGCCCGCUGACGGACCUGCCGAUGAAACAAAAGCGAACGAGGUCAUCGCAUCAGAGAUCUCCGCCGGGGACCAGCUGGGAACUGAUGCGGAGACACCCGAAGCCGACGAGGGCAUCAUGAAGGCUCUUGCCGAGGACGAUGCUACGUUGACCUUCGAUGGCGCUCGUUUGGAAGAAGAGGCAACCCGACAUCAAGCAGCUGGCAUCAUGGAGGAUGGCAGCCCUGCCGACGACGAGGUGCACAUCGAGAUCGAGCAGCUCAUGACUGCCUUGGCUUCGUGGAUGGAAAAUGUGAUUGCUUCGUGCAAGGCCUUGGAAUGGGCGCGGCGCAUGGGAGCCCCUAAGGACAAAAUUAUAUCUUUGCUGGCAAACUAUGAGAUCAAAGACAUGGGGGAACCCGCAACGGUGUGGAUAUGCUGGGACAACUACGUUAAACGAGAAGGCAAAUUUUUCCAACUCGACGACAGCAACGACGCCCCAUACAAGAGACCAGCUGACAGCGUCAACAUCAAGGACACACUGGACAAUGGAAUCUACAAACUCAUCAUUGGAGAUACAGCUACUCGAAUGGUCCGGGCAGCCGAGUUUAUACCAGGCACAGAUAUUCGUCUCCGACAGCCUAUGAACAGCAAUGCCAAGCGAGUGUGGGACACGAUUUCGAUCAAUGUUGAUUUGCAGUUGUACAAUGUGGAGGGGGCUCUUUGCACAUUAUGCAGCAAGCAUUGGGAGAGCGGGAAGACGUGCAAGUUUUGCCUCACACCGUACCAUGCAGAGUGCAUGAUGCAUCAGAGGGAAGCAGUUUUCGCUGCUCUCGAUGUGUUCUCUGGUGGUAUCGAUGAGCUGGUCGAUGAGACGGGUGUUCCGUACGAGUCGAUGAUGCACAACGUCGUAUCUACCAGCUAUUCUUCUGCAGUGCUUGACCAG